GCCACGUCAGUCAUCACCCCUCCUGUCCUGUCCUGUCCCCCGCUCUCUCUUUCCUCUCUCCCCGUUUCGGGAUCCGGCGAGAGACCAGUCCAGAGCCAAGCCCAAGCCCGCACGCCGAUGGCGACCGACGCCGACGAGGCCCCGCUGCUCGCCGACGAGCCCCUGCGGCCGGGAUCCUGCAGCCGGGAGCUCGAGCUGCGGGAGUUCCGCGACCGCUACGUCUUUCGCUCGCUCGACGGCGGCGGCGCCUUCGCCGUCGCCCGCUCCGACGGCUCCCUCCGCCCCCUCUCCGCAGAGGAAGCCGCUGCCGGGAGCGACUGUAAGGUCUCCAAGAUAUACGGAGUGGCCGGUAUGAUCAGGUUGCUCGCCGGAAGCUACGUACUUGUCAUCACUUCUCGCAAGGAUGCUGGCUCUUAUGGGGCUUCCACAGUUUACCAUGCAAAUUCGAUGAAAUUCUUGUGCUGCAACGAGGCUAUAAAGCAUUUAACUUCAGAGGAAAAACGAGAUGAGGCAUACUUCAUGUCUCUCUUGAGAAUUGCAGAAACUACUUGUGGACUUUAUUAUUCAUAUGACAGGGAUUUGACAUUAAACUUGCAGAGGGCAUCAAAGCUGGCUGCGGGGAGGGUACAUAAGCCACUAUGGAAGCAGGCUGAUCCACGGUUUGUUUGGAACAGGAAUUUGUUAGAGGAGCUUAUUGAAACUAAGCUUGAUGAGUUCAUUACCCCACUGAUCCAAGGAAGUUUUCAGACAGAGCAAUUUACCUUGAAGGAUAGACUAGUCAGAAUAACUUUAUUCUCUCGGAGAUGCAACAGGCGUUUAGGGACAAGAAUGUGGAGAAGGGGUGCAAAUCUGGAAGGUGCCACCGCCAAUUUUGUCGAGACAGAACAGCUGGUUGAGUAUGAAGGUUUAACGUCCUCAUUUAUACAGGUUCGGGGCUCUAUUCCACUUCUCUGGGAACAGAUAGUGGAUUUAAGCUACAAACCACGACCCAGCAUUAUUGAACAUGAAGAAAUGACGAAGGUUGUUGAACGCCACUUUCACGAUCUUUCACAAAGAUAUGGAGACACAAUGGUUAUUGAUCUGACCGAUAAAGCCGUACAGCAGAGACAGAUGACAGUUUGUCCGAUCUUUUUUUUAUUGCAGCAAGGUGAUGAAGGAAAUUUAAGCAAUGCAUUUGCUGCUGAAAUGCAGAACUUUCCUGAUAUCAGGUAUGUGCACUUUGAUUUCCAUCAUAUUUGUGGCGGAGGGAACUUUGAUAACUUGCAAGUUCUCUAUGAUGAAAUUGAGGAAGCUAUUCAGAAACAAGGAUAUUUCCUUAUGAACUCUAAAGGAGAGAUAUUGUUGGACCAAAGUGGCGUCGUUAGGUCCAACUGCAUAGAUUGCCUGGACCGCACAAAUGUGACACAGAGUUUCCUUGCAAGAAAAUCUUUGGACUCACAGCUGCGGCGAAUGGGGGCAUUAUCAUCAGCUGAAAGUAUCUCUCAAUCUGAUAGCAUUAACGAUAAAUUUAAAAAAUUGUGGGUUGAGCAUGGUGAUGAGCUAAGCCUUGAAUAUGCUGGUUCUUAUGCCUUAAAGGGAGACCUUGUAAGGUAUGGAAGGCAGACAUUGCCUGGAUUGAUUAAAGAUGGCAUGAGCGCUCUUUCCCGGUAUUAUUUGAACAAUUUUCAUGAUGGAGUGCGACAAGAUGCUCUAGAUCUUAUCAGUGGUUACUACACGGUCAGCAAAAGCAGUUCUUCUCCUUUUCAAAUCAUUGGAUUUGAAUCUGCACCAUAUCUUCCUGUGGCGUCGGCAAUCAUAGUUGGUGGGAUCACUGUCACAACUUUCACUCUUAGUCAAGUUGGACGGAGCGCACAACACCUCAUCUCAUCCAUCAUCUUCGCUGGCUUGACAGCCGGAGUGGUAGCCUUGGUGAAAGCGAAUGGGAAGCAGCUCUGCUCUAGACCCCGAUUAUGCGGUCUGAUCUAGUUGGCGGCCCCUUUUCUCUUGUCCGGUUCUCAGAGCUUUGUUGUUGGAAUCUGAAUGGAUAUGAAGUGUUGACAGCAAGCUACCUGUCCACUGUCAGCGUAGAUAGAUUAACCAAGGGAGAGGUCAGCUUGCUGGUCCGGUAAAUCUGAAGUAAAUUUUGUAAACACCUGGUUAGAUUGUCUGGUUUCCUGGUAAAUAUAGUGGAUUGUGCAGUCGGAGGCACACCGUCUUGUAGUACUGUAAACUAAGGUUAAAUUGUAACACUGGAUUGGAUUCUGCCGCACAGUUUCUGUAUCUUAAACUUGUGAAAUUGUUUGCACAGAAUUUAAAAUUACUGAAUUCGACAGGCA
Messenger RNA from Triticum urartu, 2315 nucleotides. The record is from RefSeq and is a predicted model, not a curated record. NCBI's taxonomy places the organism in Eukaryota, Viridiplantae, Streptophyta, Magnoliopsida, Poales, Poaceae.